This is a messenger RNA of Morus notabilis, 1766 nucleotides long. Its product is annotated as UDP-glycosyltransferase 91C1-like. Bases 109 to 1506 code for a protein of 465 amino acids. Gene Ontology annotation, molecular function: UDP-glycosyltransferase activity. The transcript has a single exon. The record is from RefSeq and is a predicted model, not a curated record. Lineage: Eukaryota; Viridiplantae; Streptophyta; Magnoliopsida; Rosales; Moraceae.
UAUAAUUACCUUCAAAAUGGGCAUCAAUGAAAUGACAAGUUCUUGUAUACCUUUUGCUUUUAUGAGGUUUGAGAUCUAGAUGCUCUAUCUAAACAUACCUAACUAAAGAUGGAGAAGAACGAUAAUAGGCUUCACAUAGCAAUCUUCCCUUGGCUAGCUUAUGGCCAUGUUAAGCCAUUCUUUGAGCUCUCCAAGUUCCUAGCUCAAAAGGGUCAUAAAAUCUCUUUCAUUUCCACCCCAAAAAACCUCCAACGUCUCCCAAAACAUCCUCACAUAGACUUUGUUUCCUUUCCUUUACCUCACGUCGAUGGCUUACCACAAGGCACUGAGUCAACCUCCGAGUUGCCGAUUCACAAAGUCCCUUUCCUCAAAAAGGCCUACGACAAACUCGUUCCCUCUUUAACUCAGUUCCUCAACGAAUCAACCGACAUCAAAUGGAUCGUCCAUGACUUCCUCUGCCACUGGGCUCCCCGAGUUGCGACUGAACAUGGUGUCAACUCGGUCUUCUUCUGCAUAACCACCGCCACCUCGCUGGCCUUUUUCGGGCCGCCCUCUGAGUUGCUCGGCGGUAGCCGCCAGCGACCGGAGAACUUCACCGUCGUCCCUGAAUGGUUCGACUUCGAAAGCGACGUCGCUUAUAAGUUGUUCGAGAUCAAGGGUCAUUGGGAAUGCAUGGAUGAGGACGCCACGGAUGUUCAGCGUCUUGCAGAGACGAUUCAAUGCUGCGAUAUCGUCGUUUCAAGAACCUCACCCGAGUUUGAGUCCGACUCACUGAAUCUACUCAGAAAGCUUUACGGGAAACCGGUUCUUCCGAUCGGUUUCUUACCGAUUUCUCCACAAGACCUUCAUAGCGUGAGCGGAGAUGAAAGAUGGGGAACUUUGAGUCAGUGGUUGGAUAGCAAGGAAGAGAACUCCGUCCUUUACAUCGCAUUCGGUACGGAAGUGAGUCUGACUCAGGAUUUGAUGCACGAGUUAGCUCAUGGGAUAGAGAAAUCCGGGUUGCCCUUUAUUUGGGUCAUUAAAGAUCGCCCACUUGUUGAAGGGCAACUGGGUUCGGAAAUAAUUCCACCCGGGUUUGAAACCCGAGUCGCAGGGCGAGGUUUGGUGUGGAGGGGUUGGGCUCCACAACUUAGUAUACUGGCUCACUCUUCAGUGGGCGGGUUCUUGACUCAUUGUGGUUGGAUCUCGGUUAUUGAGGCACUCGGGUUUGGGAAGCCGUUGGUCUUGUUUGCCGGUGCAAGUGCGGAUCUUGGGUUGAUUUCGAGGUUGUUGCAUGGGAAUCGGGUCGGGUUGGAAGUGCCAAGGAAUGAGGAAACAGGGUCAUUUACGAGUGAGUCGGUGUCCGAGGUAAUUAGGCAAGUCGUGGUUGGGGAGGAUGCCAAGUCGGUUAGGAUCAACGCAAGGGCCGCGAAAGAGACAUUUGGCGAUGUGGAUAUGAAUAACAAGUGGUUGGAGGAUUUUAACAUGUGCCUUGAGACUUGGUUGCCUACGCCUGGGCCAGUCUGAAGCUAUUAUUUCCCUGGCUUGUGGAUUGUUUAAUCAGUGAUGGCGCAUCUUUGUUAUUUUUCAAGUAUUAAUGUUGGGCAUUUGGAAUAUAUUCGAAGAAACAUAUCAUGAUUAGGUUUAUUCAAUAAAAGAUAAGAUCUUUCUUUAAGCAUAUAUAAAACUCAAUUGUUGAAGGUAUAGAAAAAUGGCUUAAAAGCAUGUGAUACUUGCCAGACGUUGUAUCAUUAUUAUUUUUUCCUUUGACUUGUGCAAAGACUAAG